Messenger RNA from Misgurnus anguillicaudatus (oriental weatherfish), 2409 nucleotides. It is a transcript of the gene alox12, whose product is annotated as arachidonate 12-lipoxygenase. Gene Ontology annotation, biological process: lipid oxidation. Gene Ontology annotation, molecular function: oxidoreductase activity, acting on single donors with incorporation of molecular oxygen, incorporation of two atoms of oxygen; protein binding; iron ion binding. The record is from RefSeq and is a predicted model, not a curated record. NCBI's taxonomy places the organism in Eukaryota, Metazoa, Chordata, Actinopteri, Cypriniformes, Cobitidae.
UAUCUGUCUGAUGCAGUCAGUGCAGUGAAAGGCCAGUCUGCUGUGUAAAGGGGCUGUGCAGAAGGGUGUCACUAAAAAAAGGAAACUGUCAAAGUUAAGAAAAACUAUAGUGGUGAACUGACUAAGAGAAAAGAGAAGAACUAUUUGUAAACCCGAGUGGAAAGAGCAACCAUCCUGCGUAGAAGAGAUGGAGUACACGGUGACAGUGGCCACAGGGACGUCUGAAUAUUCAGGAACUAACAACUAUGUGUACGUGACGCUGGUUGGAGAGAAAGGAGAGAGUGAGAGAACCGUGCUGGACAAUCCAGGCCUCGAUCUUUGCAGAGGAGCGGUGGAUGACUACACGGUUCGAAGCAGCACUCAUUUGGGCCGUCUGAUAUUGGUGCGACUGGAGAAACAGAAGUACUGGGUGGAGGACAAUUGGUUCUGCCGUUACGUGAAAGUCAGCGUACCUGGGGAGAGACGCAGUUAUACUUUCCCUUGUUACCGAUGGCUAGUGGGAGACAAAGUGAUGGUGGAGCUUAGAGAAGGCACAGCCAAAAAGUUGAGCGACGACACCUUGCCAGAAGAGAUAGCGCACAGAAAGGCUGAGCUUGAGGAGAGGAAGAAGAUAUUUAGAUGGGUUGCAUGGGCCCCCGGGAUUCCCAAAUGCAUUGAUAGCAAGACAGAGGCAGACCUGCCCCAGGACGUUCGCUUCGACAACGAAAAGCGCAGUGACUUUGUGGGAUCCUUACAAUAUGCGCUUUUAGAGCUCUCUCUGAAAAAAUUGGCAAUCAUGUUUGGAAAAUCCUGGAAUGAUCUGGAUGACUUCAAAAGAAUCUUCUGGAAGCUAAAAAGCCCUGUAGCAGAAUACACUAUGAAGCACUGGAGAGAAGACUGGUUCUUUGGUUACCAGUUCCUCAAUGGCUCAAACCCCCGAAUGAUUAAGAGGAUAGAGAGCCUGCCCCCUAACCUUCCUGUCUCUGGAGACAUGGUACAGUCCUCGCUCAUACAUACAACCACCUUAGAGGCAGAACUUAAGAAAGGAAACAUAUUCCUGGUUGAUUAUCUUAUUAUGGAUGGGAUUCCUGCCAAUGUAAUCAGAGACAAACAGCAACACAUAGCUGCUCCACUUUGCUUACUCUAUGAACAUCCUGACAAAGGCCUCAUUCCCAUUGCCAUACAGCUCGAUCAGACACCUGAUAAGGACACACCCAUAUUCUUACCGAGCGACCCACCUCUGGCCUGGUUAUUGGCUAAGAUGUGGGUUCGUCACGCAGAGUUCCAGGUCUUUCAGCUGUUAUCACAUUUGCUGCGCACACACUUGGUGGUUGAAGUGAUCUGUGUGGCCACAAUGCGACAGCUACCCGCUGUUCACCCUAUAUAUAAGCUCCUGACUCCACACCUGAGGUACACGCUUGAGAUUAAUUGUCGUGGCAGAACCCAGCUCAUCUCACCAGAUGGCAUCUUCAAAAGGGUGGUAUCAACAGGAGGAGAUGGAGUCUUGAUGCUGGCACAGAGGGAGUAUAAAGUACUAACCUAUCGCUCUCUCCAGCCCAAAUUUGACUUCUUGGACAGAGGGGUGACUAAAGUGAAAGACUAUUUCUACAGGGAUCAUUCCAUGAUGCUGUGGGACGUAAUUCACAAGUUUGUUUCAGGUAUAGUUUCUUUGUACUACAAGAGUGAUAGUGAAGUGGACCAGGACUCAGAACUCCAAGCUUGGAUUAAGGAUGUGGCUACAGAGGGCUUUGUGGAUGUGCCUCAUUUUGGUUUAGCCAGUGAACUUAAGACAAAAGAAGAACUGAUCACACUGAUAAGUGUUGUGAUAUUCACCAGCACAGCACAACAUGCAGCCACCAAUAACGGACAGUUUGAUUGGUGUGCGUGGGUACCCAACACCCCCUGCACCAUGCGGCACCCCCCUCCAACUGAUAAGGAUGCUGUUACGAUGGACUUAAUCAUGGCCACACUUCCUGAUAUCAGUCAGUCCUGUCUGCAGAUGGCCAUCACGUGGCAUCUGGGUCGGGCGCAGCCAGAUGCGAUCCCAAUGGGCCAUUACGUGGAACAGUACUUGAUCGAGCCUGCUGCUUUGAGGGUGAUUGACGAAUUCAGAAAGAAUUUAAAAGAUCUGGAGGAGCAGAUGAUCUCUCAGAGUGAGGGACUAGAACUGCAGUACCUUUACCUGUGUCCAAGUCACAUUGAAAACAGCAUCACCAUUUAGAGAAAGUGAAAAAUGAGAAAGCUUUUUUCCAUUCAACUGAAUUGUAAUUACUUAAAAUAUGAUGUCCCACAACUUCCAUAAAAAUGUGAAGAAGAAACUUUUUAACAUAAAAUGUUUUAUUGUAACUUAUUUACUUGAUUGUGCUUUGUGUGGCUUCUCACUGCAUUUAAUUUCAUGAAAUGCUCCUUAAAGUCUGCUUCUAACUAAAA